Molecule: messenger RNA, 2079 nt
Organism: Gastrolobium bilobum
Lineage: Eukaryota; Viridiplantae; Streptophyta; Magnoliopsida; Fabales; Fabaceae
Exons: 6
Coding region: 428-1834 (468 amino acids)
Biological process (GO): metal ion transport; transmembrane transport
Cellular component (GO): membrane
Molecular function (GO): metal ion transmembrane transporter activity
Source: RefSeq, a predicted model, not a curated record
UGUUUUAUACGAUAUUCUGUUUAUUAAUUAGCCUUCCUUUUGAACCUUUCAAUAUUGUGUCGCUAUUCCAUGACGAUGCUCGCUUUAUCCAAAUUCAACGUUUGAGUUUUCUAUGCAUUCGUUUGAUUUUUUCAACUUGGGCAUUCAACAAGGGUUUGAUUCAUAAUGCGCAUGGUGGGGUGUAUUAUGAGAUUUCUGUGAACCUAUCUAUUGGGGUUUCCUUACUUUCAGUCAUUUUAGAUCAAUUCCAUAUUGCAAAUAAUAGCACAGCAAUGACAUAUAGGUUGUUCUAACGGAUAUGAGAUUUGGAAUGUCAAGUUUAUGAGAUAGGAGAUUUGAAAUUUGAAGUUGGAGUUUCUGGAUUACGUUGUUUGAUAUCAUUUUGUUUAUUAGUUGGAAGCCUAAUUUGGGGUUGGUGGAGAAGGUUAUGGAACUAGCUCAGCAUAGAGUAAUGGAGAAUGGGGUAGCUGAGGAGAUGGACGGUGAGACUUCUGCACAGGUGCCUCUCAGGGAGCGCAAUGUCUACCCUUCCCAUCCUGCAGGCUUGGUGAAGAAGAGAGCUUAUAUAUUUGAUGGAAUGGGGAAUUUUUAUAAUAAGGAUUGGGAUCUAGCAGAGCUUUAUCAAAAAGGAAAAAAUGAAGGGGAUGUUGAGGAAGGCCGAGGGAAUGAGUUUUCUUGGUACCAUGUGGAACUCCCAAAAGGAAAUCAAAAGUUGUCACAAUCUGCUCAGGACCUGAUUGGUGUUCUUUGUCCACCUUUGAAACUCCAAGACAUUCUCUCGCUUGUUAGCAAUGGACCCUUUUGCGCGCAUGUAGACGGGGCACUUGUCUUUCGGGUUAAUUCACCUGGUCCUCCUUCCAGUGACUUCACAUUUAGAAUUGCUGCCAGAGUUAUGGAAAAUUCAGUAAUUACUGUGUCCUUGGGGCGUGUUCCCAGGUUAGGUUUCUCACGCAUGGGUGAAUCUCUACUUUCGGAGAUUCCUAGUGUUGAAAGUUCCCCUCAUUUUAAAGGUCAGCAGCAGGAAAGAAGUGGGACUGUGAUCAAGGAGCAUGUUCUUGAAUUCUUAUUGACUAUGAAUCACUCUGAGGAAGCUGACAAUCCUGUACCUAGAUCUGUCUCAAAUCUUGUAGUUCACAUAAUUGACACACAUGUAGAUCAGCUCCAAGAUCUUGUUACGAAGCUUGAGAUGGAGUUGGACUCUGUGGAGCUUGACUUGGAUAAAGGCGGUUAUGCUCUGAAGAAACAAAUGCUAGAUGACAGAAGAUUCCCCAAACUGCAUAUUAAUUUGCAGCGUCUCCUGCAGGUGAUUGCCCAUGGAGAGCAAGUAUAUCUCAGAGUCAAAGAAAAAUGCUCUUCAAAAAAAUGGUUUGCCAAUGAAGACAUUAACUCCCUUGAAGAACUAAUUGGAAGGUUAAGGAGGCUGAAGGAGAAUGUAGGGUUUAUAGUAAAUCGUGUCACAGCAAUUCAGGCUGGUCUUGACAGCUGGCAGUCCGAGCAAAUAAACAGGAAGCUGUACUAUCUUUCGUUCCUUUCAAUAAUAUUUCUCCCUUUAUCUAUCAUAACAGGAGUGUUUGGCAUGAAUGUUGGAGGAGUUCCAUGGACAGGUCAAACUUCCCCAGAACUAAAGAAUGGUUUUCGUAAUGUCUUGUUACUAUGCGUCGUUAUGCUACUUCUUGUGCUUCUCUGCUUCAUUUUUCCGGCGCUUUAUACCCGAAUAGCCACAGCUUGGCGAAAUAAGAGAUCUCUGGGAAGAAACUGGUCAUUGAACAGGAAGUCAUUGCUCAGGAGACCUUUAAGAAUAGAUCAGGAGAGAGGGGGCUACCUUCGGAUUUAAUGCUGGUUUUCAAUGACUCGCACGAAAGAAACAUAAUAAACUGACAAUUGGUCAUCAGUAAAAUAAUCACCUGAAGCCCGAAUGGAAUCCUGGAGACUGUGAUCAAGACAAGCUUAUUGCUUAUUCUUUAAUUGUUUUUACUUUUUCCCUUGGGGAUGGGAUAUGUGGGGUUCAUCACUUUCUUUUUUGGCAAUUAUCAGGACAUUUUUUUUUUUUACUUGUACAGGUUACCCUUUUUUGGUUAG